Egretta garzetta (little egret) is the source of this 4293-nucleotide messenger RNA. RefSeq names its product leucine rich repeat containing 7 (gene LRRC7). Gene Ontology annotation, cellular component: postsynaptic membrane; postsynaptic density; adherens junction. Gene Ontology annotation, molecular function: protein binding. The coding region runs from base 1 to 4293 and encodes 1430 amino acids. The transcript is spliced from 25 exons. Lineage: Eukaryota; Metazoa; Chordata; Aves; Pelecaniformes; Ardeidae. Gene Ontology annotation, biological process: neurotransmitter receptor transport postsynaptic membrane to endosome; neurotransmitter receptor transport, endosome to postsynaptic membrane. The record is from RefSeq and is a predicted model, not a curated record.
AUGACAACCAAAAGGAAAAUUAUCGGCCGCUUGGUGCCCUGCCGGUGUUUUCGUGGUGAAGAAGAAAUCGUCUCAGUGUUAGAUUACUCUCACUGUGGCCUACAGCAGGUGCCAAAGGAGGUUUUUAACUUUGAACGGACAUUAGAGGAGCUUUACCUAGAUGCCAAUCAAAUUGAAGAGCUACCUAAGCAACUGUUCAACUGUCAAGCUUUACGCAAACUGAGUAUACCAGACAAUGACCUUUCAAGUCUGCCAACCACUAUUGCUAGCUUAGUUAAUCUCAAAGAACUUGAUAUCAGUAAAAAUGGAAUUCAAGAUUUUCCAGAAAAUAUUAAAUGUUGUAAGUGUUUAACAAUUAUUGAAGCCAGUGUCAAUCCGGUCUCUAAGCUGCCAGAUGGCUUCACACAACUUCUAAAUUUGACCCAGCUCUAUCUAAAUGAUGCCUUUUUGGAAUUUCUUCCAGCUAACUUUGGAAGACUUGUCAAAUUGCGAAUUUUGGAGUUAAGAGAAAAUCACUUGAAAACUCUACCAAAGUCAAUGCACAAACUGACUCAACUGGAGAGACUUGAUCUGGGCAAUAAUGAAUUCUCUGAACUGCCUGAGGUUCUCGAACAAAUACAGAAUCUAAAGGAAUUGUGGAUGGACAAUAAUUCUUUGCAAAUACUACCUGGGUCUAUAGGGAAGUUAAAACAGCUCGUGUACCUGGAUGUGUCAAAAAACAGGAUAGAAACUGUUGAUUUGGACAUAUCGGGAUGCGAAGGACUGGAAGAUCUCCUGUUGUCAUCUAACAUGUUGCAGCAACUGCCAGACUCCAUAGGACUGUUGAAAAGGCUUACAACUUUAAAAGUAGAUGACAAUCAGCUUACAAUUCUGCCAAAUGCAAUUGGAAAUUUAUCUUUAUUAGAAGAAUUUGACUGCAGCUGUAAUGAAUUGGAGUCCUUACCUUCUACCAUUGGCUACCUUCAUAACCUGAGGACAUUGGCUGUGGAUGAGAAUUUCCUUCCUGAACUGCCCAGAGAAAUUGGAAGCUGUAAAAACGUAACAGUGAUGUCACUGCGCUCUAACAAGCUAGAAUUUCUUCCUGAUGAAAUUGGCCAGAUGCAGAAGCUGAGAGUGUUAAAUCUGAGCGAUAACAGACUGAAGAAUUUACCAUUCACUUUUACUAAACUUAAAGAACUUGCAGCUUUGUGGCUUUCUGACAACCAGUCCAAGGCUCUCAUUCCACUGCAAACUGAGGCUCAUCCAGAAACAAAGCAGAGAGUACUGACUAACUACAUGUUUCCCCAGCAACCCCGCAGUGAUGAAGUGUAUUUCCAGUCAGACAGUGAUAGUUUUAACCCUACUUUAUGGGAGGAGCAGAGACAGCAACGUAUGACUGUUGCCUUUGAAUUUGAAGAAAAAAAGGAAGAGGAGGAAAAUGCAGGGAAAGUUGAAAUAAAUCUAAAACGUUACCCCACUCCAUACCCGGAGGAUUUAAAGAAUAUGGUAAAAUCAGUUCAAAAUCUGGUGGGCAAAACAAGCCAUGGAGUACGGCCUGAGAACUCAACACCAACUGCGAACAGUGAACAAACUGUGAAAGAAAAGUAUGAGCACAAGUGGCCCAUGGCACCAAAGGAGAUUUCAGUGGAGGAUGCCUUUGGACAUCCUGCCAGUGAGAUGAGGAUAGGGGAACUUCGUCCUUCCAUGCCAGAGACUCCGUUGUACCCACCCAAACUUGUUCUUCUGGGUAAAGAGAAGAAAGAAUCGACAGAUGAGUCUGAAGCAGAUAAGAUCCAUUGUCUGAAUAACAGCGUUUCCUCAGGCACUUACUCAGACUAUUCCCCUUCCCAGGCUUCCUCAGGGUCCUCCAAUGCGCAUGUUAAAAUGGGGUCCUUGCAGACAACGGCUAAAGAAGCAGUGAAUAACUCUUUGUGGGGGAACAGGCUGGCCCAGUCAUUUCCACAGCCCCUUGAAACAAAGCCAUUGCUGAGCCAGCGGGAAUCCGCUGCAGCGGGGAACCUGCCACAGCGCACCGACAGGCGCCCGCUGAGCGACACCUUCGCUGACAGCUGGAACGACAGCUCGCACUAUGAUAACACAGGGUUUGUUGCAGAGGAGAGCACGGUGGAGAAUCCUAGUGCAAACCCCCUCCUGAGCACGAAAUCCAGAAGCACAUCUGCGCACAGCCGCAGGCCGUUGAUUAGACAAGACAGGAUAGUUGGCAUUCCCCUGGAGCUGGAGCAGCCAACGCUCAGAAACACCCAUGAAUCUGAAGUGCCUCCUCCCAAUCCUUGGCAAAAUUGGACCAGAACCCCUAGUCCUUUUGAAGACAGGACAGCUUUUCCUUCCAAACUGGAAAACACCCCUACCACCAGCCCUUUGCCUGAGCGGAAAAAUCAUGUCAAAGAGUCUCCUGAAAUGACUAGCACUUUCACUCCAGGAAUAGCAUGGGAAUAUCAUGAUUCAAAUGCUAACAGAAGUCUCACAAAUGUCUUUUCCCAUAUCCACUGUCGCCCAGAUCCUUCCAAAAGCGUUAUUUCAAUCAGCAAGAGUACAGAACGACUUUCUCCGAUGAUGAGGGAUUUAAAAACUAACAAAUUUAAGAAGUCACAAAGUAUCGAUGAGAUAGACAUUGGUACAUACAAAGUGUAUAAUAUACCCUUAGAAAACUAUGCAUCUGGUAAUGAUACUGUAGGAACCCAUGAGAGGGUGGACAAGCUCCUGGGCCCGGAGCACGGCAUGCUGAGCAUGUCCCGCAGCCAGUCGGUCCCCAUGCUGGAUGAUGAGCUGCUGACCUACGGCAGCGUCAAGGUGCAGCCGCAGCAGAAGUCGUCCGUCACGAAGAAAGUCUACCAGUUCGACCAAAGCUUCAACCCGCAGGGAGCAGUGGAGGUCACAGCGGAGAAGAGGCUGCCGCCGCCUUUCCAGCUCAACCCCGAGUACAUUCCCCAGCAGAGUAAAAACCUGCCCCAGGAUCUGGUCAGCCCAAGGGCCUACCGCGGCUACCCCCCUGUGGAGCACAUGUUCUCCUUCUCCCAGCCUUCGGUGAACGAGGAGGCAGUCAGUGCCCCCUUUGCGAGCCAGGGGUCCCGGCCGGGGUUCUUGAGGAGGGCGGAUUCGCUGGUCAGCUCCACCGAGAUGUCCAUGUUCAGGAGAGUCAGCAGUAUCUCGGUCUCUGAGUCUCAGUUCCUCAAGAGGAAUGGCAGGUAUGAAGACGAGCAUCCCUCCUACCAAGAAGUGAAAGCCCACACUGGAAGCUUUCCAGUUAAAAACCUUACACAAAGGCGGCCGUUGUCUGCAAGAAGCUACAGUACAGAGAGUUACGGCACAUCCCAAACCAGGCCGGUUUCAGCGAGGCCUACAAUGGCAGCUCUGCUGGAAAAGAUACCGUCAGACUAUAACUUGGGUAACUAUGGCGACAAGCCUUCCGAUAACAGUGAUAUAAAGACAAGGCCUACCCCUGUGAAGGGAAAUGAGAGCUGUGCUAAAAUGCCCGCUGACUGGAGACAACAGCUACUUAGACAUAUAGAAGCUAGAAGGUUAGACAGGACCGCUGCUUACAAACACAACACAGUUAGCCUUGGCAUGCUGCACUCUGGAGGUUUUUCAGCAAUGCAUGCCGGCAGAAGCAUGACUUUAAACUUGCAGACUAAAUCUAAAUUUGAAAACCAAAUGCUUCAAGAGCUACCUCUACCGAAAACCCCGUCGCAGCAGAGCAGCAUUCUGGACAACGGGCAGGAGGAGGUGUCUGUGAGCAGCCAGUGGAACCCCUACCCGCUGGGGCGGCGGGACGUGCCACCAGACACCGUCACGAAGAAGGCAGGUAGCCAUAUCCAGACUUUAAUGGGAUCACAAAGCCUACAGCAUCGGAGCCGCGAGCAGCAGUACGAAGGCAACAUGAACAAAGUCACCAUUCAGCAGUUUCAGCCACCACUGCCUAUUCAGAUUCCCUCUUCGCAGAGCUCCCGAGCACCUCAGACAGGGCGGUGUUUAAUCCAAACCAAGGGUCAGAGAAGUACGGAUGCAUAUCAGGAGCAGUUUUGUGUGAGAAUAGAGAAGAAUCCUGGCCUUGGUUUUAGUAUCAGUGGUGGAAUAAGUGGACAAGGAAAUCCGUUCAAACCAUCUGAUAAGGGUAUCUUUGUUACUAGGGUUCAGCCUGACGGACCAGCAUCCAGCCUGCUCCAGCCUGGUGAUAAGAUCCUCCAGGCAAAUGGACACAGUUUUGUACAUAUGGAACAUGAGAAAGCUGUAUUACUACUGAAGAGUUUCCAGAAUACAGUAGACCUAGUUAUUCAACGUGAGCUUACUGUCUAA